AUGACGGCAGACAAGUUGACCUGGAUUUUGACUGGUGCUACCACAGCGUGUGUGGCCGCGCUGUACCUGCCGUCCGCUCAGAGAACAGUUCCUGGUGGAGACUCAGGAGAGCUGAUCACCGCUGCUUGUGAGCUGGGGGUUGCCCAUCCCCCUGGAUAUCCUCUUUUCACCAUGUUGUCUUCACUAGCUCUACGUCUGUUCCCGUCCACUUCCCCUGCCGUCACUGUUAAUGUCCUGUGUGCUCUGUUUGGUGCUGGGGCUAGUGGAGCUCUCUGUUUUACUGUCUGCAGGGUGUCCAGACCUGGCCCAGGAGCUGUGCUGGCAGGCGGGAUGUUUGCCGUGUCCCGACUGGUGUGGCAGUGGUCAGUGGUGGCUGAAGUCUUUUCCCUUAAUAAUUUGUUUGUGGGGAUUCUUUUCUCCUUGUCUGCCUGCUUUCAUUAUACAGAAGGCAAAUCCCAGAGGAGAAAGUUUGCCCUGUGGGGGGCGCUGGUCUGUGGUUUAAGUCUGUGUAAUCAACACACCGUUGUGUUGUAUGCCAUUAUCAUUAUUCCCUGGGCUCUCCUCCAUCUCCUCUCUCAUAACGAGUUAUCCUUUGGGGAUCUGCUGUCCCUGGGCCUGUGUUUCCUCACUGGAUUAGUGCCCUAUCUGUACCUGCCAGUAUCAUCCUACCUCAACACAGCUCGCUGGAGCUGGGGAGACCAAACCUCCCUCACUGGCCUGCUCACUCACUUACUGCGGACUGAAUAUGGCACCUUCAGCCUGGCCAAGACAGAGGGAAACGUGAACUUCACCACAAUGCUACAGGCUCAGAUGACUCAUUGUGUGGCUGAUCUCUCUGUCCCGCUGUUAGUUUUGGCUGGACUGGGCUUACUGUUGUCCCUCUGGGAAAGGAAACAUGCUGUUAUCUCCUUGCUGAUUGUAACUAUGGUGACCUUAUAUUCCAUGUUCUUUGCUUGGAGAGCUAACCUGGACAUCAGCAAGCCUUUACUCCUGGGAGUGGUGGAGCGGUUCUGGUUACAGGCUGAUGCUGGUGUGUGUGUGCUGGCUGGACUGGGCCUGAAUUGGACCGUGUCCUGGCUGGAGGCUCGGCUGGGACAGGGAGCUGUGUGGACCAGCGGGGGUUGGCUCCUUGCUGCCUACUUACUCACACACACAGUCCAGUUAAAUCACAGGGAGUGUGAUCAGAGCGGUAAUGAUGUAGUGGAGGUGUUUGCUCGUGAGAUAAUAUCUUCCUUCCCAAGCAAAUCGUUGGUGUUGACUCGAGGGGACCUGCCGGGGAACACACUGCGUUACCUGCACUACUGCCACGGUCUUCGCCCAGACCUGUCACUGGUCGACCAAGAGAUGAUGACGUACAGCUGGUAUGUGGCUAAACUUCAUAAACAUCUCCCUGGGGUAAAGUUUCCUGGACACCACUGGGACCCUGUUAAUGCAGAGGAAAAGAAUACAUUCAGUCUCGAGCAGUUUCUUCACCAUAACCUACAAAGGCCGGUGUUUGUCUGUAUUGGGUUGCCUGAAGGAGACCCUAGCUGGAAGAGGAGCUUCUCAAACUGGCCUUGGGGUGUCUGUGAGCACCUGGUGCCCGCACAGACCCAUUUUCACCCUGAGAAAUGGGCUCAACGCACACAGAACCUCUACAGUUGGCACCAGCCAUAUAACAGUUUCCACCCUGCCUCUUGGGAAAAAGUGGCCAAUGAAGAGAUGUGGCAGGCGAGGAUGAAGACACCGUUUUUCCUCUUUGACCUGGCUGAGAGGGUGGAUGGACAGAGCAGAGCUCUUCUCUAUGAACUCUCCUACACACUGUAUUGCCAGCUUGUGGAUGGGCACUCAGACUACCCAUCCAAUUGGGAUAAGAAUCUGGCCCUGGCCAGUGAGCGUUUGCUGCGCGUUGGGGGUGGAGGCCAAGGUCCAGAUACCCUCCUGAGCCACAGUAUCCACCACUUCAGCCUCUACCUCAAGAAAGAGCCCAGCGACCCUCAGAACAAGGCCGUCCGCACGAUGAUCGCACACCUCCGCAAGGAGCGAGACAGACUGAGAGAGACAGACAGGCACAGGGGAUGAGAG
Chanos chanos (milkfish) is the source of this 2064-nucleotide messenger RNA. RefSeq names its product transmembrane protein 260 (gene tmem260). The transcript has 16 exons. NCBI's taxonomy places the organism in Eukaryota, Metazoa, Chordata, Actinopteri, Gonorynchiformes, Chanidae. The coding region runs from base 1 to 2061 and encodes 686 amino acids. The record is from RefSeq and is a predicted model, not a curated record.